Molecule: messenger RNA, 1556 nt
Organism: Cajanus cajan (pigeon pea)
Lineage: Eukaryota; Viridiplantae; Streptophyta; Magnoliopsida; Fabales; Fabaceae
Product: cyclin-dependent kinase F-1
Biological process (GO): protein phosphorylation
Cellular component (GO): nucleus
Molecular function (GO): protein serine/threonine kinase activity; ATP binding
Source: RefSeq, a predicted model, not a curated record
GCAAGUAAAUAUGAGGGAAAUAAGGUUGUUUGAAUAGAUGUAAGUUGUGUUUGGAGAAAUAUUGUUGUGUGUUGUGUGUUGUGGAGAGGCAGAGGCAGAGAUGGAUCCUCCGCCGAAGAGCUGGAGCAUCCAUACCCGAGCAGAGAUAAUCGCGAAAUACGAGGUGAUGGAGCGGGUGGGCUCCGGAGCCUACGCCGACGUCUACCGCGGCCGUCGCCUCUCCGACGGCCUCAUCGUCGCCCUCAAGGAGAUCCACGACUACCACUCCGCCUUCCGAGAAAUCCACGCCUUGCAACUCCUCCAGGGCUCCCCAAACGUCGUCGUUUUGCACGAAUACUUCUACCGCGACGACGAGGACGCCGUCCUCGUCCUCGAGUUCCUCCGCACCGACUUGGCCACCGUCAUCUCCGACGCCGCCAAGGCCAACCUGCCCCUCCCCCCCGCCCACCUCAAGCGCUGGAUGCUCCAGAUUCUCUCCGGCCUCCACGCCUGUCACCGCCACAUGGUCCUCCACCGAGAUUUGAAGCCCUCCAAUCUCCUCAUUUCCGAACACGGCCUCCUCAAGAUCGCUGAUUUUGGACAGGCAAGGAUUCUCACGGAGGCUGGAUUUGACGCUUCUAUUGAUAAUGAAGAAUAUUCUAGAGUUUUAGAUGACACUCAUAAUAAGGAUAUGAAUACUAACAUUUAUGAUGGAAAUGCAACAUGCACCAUAAGUGACAUAGAUAGGGAAGAGGAAGAGGAGGAAGAGGAAGGGAAAAAACUUGGUUGUUUCACAUCAUGCGUUGGGACACGUUGGUUUAGGGCUCCUGAGUUGCUUUAUGGGUCUAGAGACUAUGGUUUGGAGGUCGAUUUGUGGUCCUUGGGAUGUAUCUUUGCGGAGCUUUUAACUCUGCAACCUUUGUUUCCUGGAACUGCUGAUAUUGACCAGCUUAGCAGAAUCAUUAGUGUUUUGGGUAACCUAGAUGAGAGUGCUUGGGUUGGAUGUUCUAAACUUCCUGAUUAUGGGAUAAUCUCCUUUAGCAAGGUGGAGAACCCUGCUGGUCUUGAAGCAUGUUUGGCCAAUCGGUCCCCUGAUGAAGUGGCUCUGGUGAAGAGACUGGUUUGUUAUGAUCCAGCUAAGAGGGCUACAGCAAUGGAACUGCUUAAUGACAAGUACUUUAGAGAAGAGCCUCUUCCUGUUCCUGUUUCUGAGCUGCGAGUUCCUCUGACCAGGAAAGGGCAAGAUGAGGAUUCCCGUUCCCCUCGUGAGUGGGAUGAUUUCGAUGAAGAUUCUGAUUUUGAUGAGUUUGGUCCUCUCAAUUUCACAAGGACUGGUACCGGUUUCUCCAUACAGUUUCCUUGAAUUCAAGGUACUUCAUGUUAUUGAAAAGAAAAUUCUCUAUCUCUCUCUCGCUUUUUCUGAUUUUACAUUCCCUUUUGUGAACAAUGGGAUAAAUUUUUGAAAAGUAACCAUGAUGGAUUGUGUAUUAACAUGACAUUCAUAGUUGAUAUACAUGGACUUGUAUCUUUUCAUAUUUACACAUAAUGAUAGCACCUACUAAAGUUAUUUUUGUGUU